Molecule: messenger RNA, 810 nt
Organism: Rotaria sp. Silwood1
Lineage: Eukaryota; Metazoa; Rotifera; Eurotatoria; Philodinida; Philodinidae
Source: the annotation of a GenBank genome assembly
AUGGGUACUCAUCGUUUCUUCUUCAGUCUAAUUCUUAUUUUCAUAACUUCAUGUCAUACAUCAUCAUCUGACUGUGAUAUACAUUCUAAUCAAGAUGAUACUCCAUUUAACAUUAAAGUUCAGCAAUCACCUUUAAUUCUAAUUGGAACUUCAUUAAAUAAAAAUAUUGAUAUUAAUAUUCCAAAUUUAUUUAAUGUCACAUUUCUAGUUCGAUGUAUUUUAAAAGGUCCCCCAACACAACGUAUUAUUCGUAUUGUUCAAGCAGGUUCACUUCUUGGUCGUCGCUCGUGUCAAAGAUUUGAUGUCAAUCGAGAAUAUAUUGCUUUUCUUGAACCAUUUUUCGAUGGAACUUAUCGACCAGUUGAUUUAGAUGAGAUUUCAUAUAAUAAUCAAAUAAAUUUAUUACUUGAAAAAACAUGUGGUCUUUCACGAAUGUAUCCAUUCACGGAAUUGAAUGAUACUGAAGCACGAUUGACUAAUAAAUGCCCAUCAGCUGUUUCGAUUGAUUGUCCACUAGAAACAUCAACAACUUCUAUUACAACAACGAUUAGUACAGUUUUAUCGACGACGACAACAACAAAGGAUUCUAUAAUGUUUGGGAAAAGCACGAUUGAUUUUGCAGCAUUAUCACUUCUUCUAGCUGAACAUCAACGUCAAAACUUGAAUUUAACUUUUUUACAAGGUCAAAAUCAUAAGUCGCUUUUUUCGGAUGAUGCAGCACGAAAAAAUCAAGCUAAUCGAUUUUCAUUUAUGAUUAUUAUCAGUUUAAUUCAGAUAAUUUUUUCUAGUAUUCUUCAUCUUUUUCUGUAG